Messenger RNA from Pyrgilauda ruficollis (rufous-necked snowfinch), 4740 nucleotides. RefSeq names its product RHO family interacting cell polarization regulator 2 (gene RIPOR2). The transcript has 22 exons. Lineage: Eukaryota; Metazoa; Chordata; Aves; Passeriformes; Passeridae. The record is from RefSeq and is a predicted model, not a curated record. Bases 64 to 3198 code for a protein of 1044 amino acids.
GCAGGCGGCGGCAGCCCGUUCCCUGCCCCAUUCCAGGCGGGAAGGGUCAGAGGGGUUUUGCAGAUGUUCCGCCUUUGGGACAGACGGCCUGGGGGGGCAGACGCAUCGAAUGAAAAAACGGAAGAGCCGCACCGCCACCUCUCCCAAAAAGGAAUAUCUCCGAGGCUCCCUGACAUCAUGUCAAUAGGAUCACAUUCAUUCUCUCCAGGAGGUCCUAAUGGGAUUAUUAGAAGUCAGUCCUUUGCUGGCUUCAGCGGGCUUCAGGAAAGACGGUCCAGGUGUAACUCCUUUAUUGAAAAUUCCUCAGCGCUCAAGAAGCCCCAAGCAAAGGUGAAGAAAAUGCAUAAUUUGGGCCAUAAGAACAGCACCACGCCCAAAGAACCCCAGCCUAAAAGGAUGGAAGAGGUCUACCGAGCCCUGAAGAGUGGCCUGGAUGAGUACCUGGAAGUUCACCAGACAGAGCUGGAUAAGCUGACUACUCAGUUAAAAGACAUGAAAAGAAACUCACGCCUGGGAGUUCUGUACGAUUUAGAUAAGCAAAUCAAAGCAGUUGAGAGAUACAUGAGAAGGCUGGAGUUCCACAUUAGCAAGGUGGAUGAGCUUUAUGAAGCCUAUUGUAUCCAAAGACGUCUCUGUGAUGGUGCCAGCAAAAUGAAGCAAGCUUUUGCAAUGUCUCCUGCCAGCAAAGCAGCUCGAGAGAGUUUGACUGAAAUCAACAGGAGCUACAAGGAAUACACAGAGAACAUGUGUACCAUAGAAUCAGAGCUGGAAAACCUAUUGGGGGAGUUUUGCAUCAAGAUGAAAGGUCUGGCUGGCUUCGCUCGGCUCUGCCCAGGAGAUCAAUAUGAGAUUUUCAUGCGUUACGGUCGCCAGCGCUGGAAACUGAAAGGCAAGAUAGAAGUGAACGGCAAGCAAAGCUGGGAUGGAGAAGAGAUGGUUUUCCUCCCUCUCAUUGUUGGACUGAUCUCCAUUAAGGUCACAGAAGUUAAAGGGCUUGCUACUCAUAUCCUUGUGGGAAGUGUAACCUGUGAGACAAAAGACCUGUUUGCAGCUCGGCCUCAGGUGGUUGCAGUAGACAUUAAUGACCUUGGCACAGUAAAGCUGAACCUUGAGAUCACCUGGUACCCAUUUGAUGUUGAAGACUUGACCCCAUCCACGGGAAAUGUGAGCAAGGCAUCUGCUCUCCAGAGGAGAAUGUCCAUGUACAGCCAAGGCACUCCUGAAACACCAACCUUCAAGGACCACUCAUUUUUUUCAAAUUUGCCAGAUGAUGUCUUUGAAAAUGGGACAACGGCCACUGAGAAGCGGCCUCUCUCCUUCACUUUUGGUGACCUGCCUUACGAAGACGCUGUGCCCCCUGCCAAUUCAGCAGAGUCCUCGUCUGCUCAUGUCAGCUCCAGCCCUGACAUCGCUGUGACCCCCACCCAGCACCGAGCCCUGGAGUCCUCCCAGAGCUCAAGCCUGGACUGUAGCAGCAGCGACUCCCGCAGAGACUCUGUUGCUGAGCCAAAGGACCUGCUGUCCCACAGAGAGGGAGCGGUGGCUGAGAACAAGAACACCCCAAGGGCAGCUCCUGAAGUUUGCCAAAAGAUCUCCGAUGCUGGGAGCGAUCGUGUCUUUGCAGAAACGAGUGUGCCGGUGUCUCUGCUGCAGGACACGGAUGAAGGCUCAGAACUCAAGCCUGUGGAGCUGGAUACCUAUGAGGGCAACAUCACGAAGCAGCUGGUCAAAAGGCUUACAUCAGCAGAGACACCUCUGACCCCAGAGAGGCUGCCGUGUGAGGGAUCCAUUAGUGGGGAAUCAGAAGGAUAUAAGUCCUAUCUCGAUGGAAGUAUUGAGGAGGCCUUGCAAGGGCUUCUCUUAGCUCUUGAGCCACAUAAAGAGCAGUAUAAAGAGUUUCAGGACCUGGAUCAAGAAGUGAUGCAUCUAGAUGACAUCCUAAAAUGCAAGCCAGCAGUAAGCCGAAGCAGGUCCUCCAGUUUAAGUCUAACAGUUGAAAGUGCUUUAGAAAGCUUUGAUUUCCUGAACACCUCUGACUUUGAUGAUGAGGAUGGUGGUGGUGUGGAGGUUUGUAAUGGUGGAGGAGGUGCAGACUCGGUAUUUUCAGAUACUGAGAUUGAGAAGAAUAGGCUCAUUGAAACAAUAGGGAGCGAGCCUGAUUCCAGCACCCUUAGUGCUCAGCUGGAAGCUCUGCUGACUCACAGCUGGGUUUCUUUUUGGUUCAGUGACUCCUUUUUGUCUCUUCCCAUUUGUCUUCACCAGCAAAUUGUGUUCUCCAGUAAAACACCAUUUGUGACAAGAGACCUCCUGGAUAAGCUGUCCAGGCAGAUCCUCGUGGUGGAGAAUAUUGCGGAGAUCAGCACUGAGAACUUGGGAAACAUCACCUCUCUUACUGAUGCAAUUCCAGAGUUCCACAAGAAGCUGUCACUGCUGGCUUUCUGGAUGAAGUGUACUGGCCCUUCAGGAGUGUAUCACACCUCUGCAGACAAGAUGAUGAAGCAGUUGGACAUCAAUUUUGCCACCACUGUGAAUGAGGAGUGUCCAGGACUUGCAGAAACAGUCUUCAGGAUCCUGGUGUCUCAGAUCCUGGACCGGACAGAGCCUGUCCUCUACUCCAGCAUGUCCUCCGAGACCAUUACUGUCUUUCAGUAUUACAACUACUUUGCCAGCCACAGUGUCAGUGACCUUGGAAGCUAUUUGCUGCAGCUCGCAAAAGAAGCAUCUGUGGUUCAGGUGCUGCAGUCAGUGAAAGAUGGAAAACUGCAGCAAAAUGUGUCCAAAAUAAACUCCAAUAACCUUCCACCACAGCAGGAAGUUUUAAGAGCUUUGGCUUUACUUCUCAAUGAAAAUAAAAAUGAAGUCAGUGAGACUGUGGCAUCACUUCUGACAGCAACUGCAGAAAACAGGCACUUCAGGGAGAAGGCCUUGAUUUAUUACUGUGAAGCACUAACCCAGCCCAACCUCCAGCUGCAGAAAGCAGCUUGCUUGGCUCUAAGAUACCUCAAGGCUACUGAGAGCAUUAAAAUGCUGGUCACGCUCUGCCAGUCUGACAAUGAAGAGAUCAGAAAAGUGGCGUCCGAAACCCUGCUCUCCCUUGGUGAAGAUGGGAGACUGGCAUAUGAACAGCUGGACAAAUUUCCCCGGGAAUUUGUUAAAGUUGGAAGCCGCCGUGGAACUGAAGCUGCCACAGCUUUUUAGAUGGAAAAGAACCUGCUAAUAUUUAACAGGCAUUAAAGUAGGAUGGAGCUGCACUUCAGUGUGGGGAACAAAAGGAAGACUUUAAAGAAUUCUAUGAGAAUGUUACAAAAUGUAGCAAUUUACAGACUUCUUCAAGAAAAGCAAAAUCUGAAGUCCAGCUUAAGGAUUCCUAUUGGCUCCUUGUUGCAGCUCAUGAUGGAACAGUUGGAUGCUGAGGAACAAUACUUUCUUGACUGAUUCUAAACAAAUAAUUUAAUUGCAGUUAUUCAGCCUCAACAGACUUCUGUGGGGUUUUUAGAAUUUGGCCUCUCCAUAUAUUUUCCUAUUAUAUUUACUUUCUUGAAGUUGUUGUGAAAGCUUGAGAUGUGUGAUACCGUAUCUAACAAGGACAAUCAGGAGGCCACCUGAGCAGGCAUGCAAAGUUUUCCCUUGAAAAUGAAAGUUUUCCCUUCCCAAAUGAAGUGUCUGCUGCCAUGCACUGUCCCUAGCAACACUCCAGUGGCAGGAAAUGCUGCUCAGCUUUCUUAGUUGUGUCUUAGAAAUGAAAUACAGGGAAAGUUCUAGUUUUGCCUCGAGAAACAGCGUGAUGUAAACCUGGGGAGGCGUCACUUUGGUGACUCAUUCUAAAUGCCUCCACUGGUCUUUUAUUCCCUUCUCUUGCCCUCCAGCAGCAAACCAUCAUUAAUCCAGCGAUUUCUGAGGGGGAUCAAACAAUCAUGUAGGUUUCUGAAAACUAAAUGAAAAGGUGAAGUGCAUUUAUUUAUUCUGAGAAGAAGGAGUGAAUACCACUAAUUGCACGAGUCCCCAAAACCAUUUUAUCCUGCAAGUUGCAGGCAGGAUUGGAUUUCGUACAUUCUAAUUAGAGGAGCAUAGUUUCUAUAGAGUGAUUUCAAUAUAAAGAACAGAACAAACUCAAGUGGACCUCGGAGGCAGUAAUAAACAGAGGGGGAAGUGAAUGCACCUCCCCGCCCUGCACUGCAAGAUGGAAAGACAGCAAGUGCUUCAAACUGUUGAUUACAAGCCUUAAGUUAACAGAGGAGGUGAAUAGAAUUUAACAAAAGAGUGUUCCUGUACUGUGUUCAUUAUGCAUGAAAUGCUAUUUAGAUGUCAAUUGAAGUAUCCAAAUUUGCAUAGACGACAUAGAAAAUAUUGCAAACAGUUCACAUCAAGAGGAAACCUUGUGAGCCAAACACUUUGGCAGGCAGGGGUAAUUUGUUUUGGUUUUUUUACUGUGAAUGUUACAAGAAUGUACAUAUCUGUAUAUUUAUAAAUAUAUAUAUUCUUCCUUUAAUUAAAGAAGUACAUUUUGUACAGUGCAAAAUGCUUACUUGUUUACUGAAGGAUAUAAACUCUUUUUGCAGAAGGUGAAAUAGCCAUGUUAUGAUUUUUAUACUACAUCUGCCCCAUCAGUUGAAUUCUUUCAAGGUGUCCUUUUUUAUCUGCUUUUUUUUUUUUUAAUUUUUUUUCUUUUAGUUUUGUGGCGUUUGUACUCACCAUAUUUCCUAUCACAUUUAAGUUAUAAUAAAGAUUAUUUUUAAUUAC